This is a messenger RNA of Drosophila ficusphila, 1902 nucleotides long. RefSeq names its product probable cytochrome P450 313b1 (gene Cyp313b1). The transcript is spliced from 5 exons. NCBI's taxonomy places the organism in Eukaryota, Metazoa, Arthropoda, Insecta, Diptera, Drosophilidae. The record is from RefSeq and is a predicted model, not a curated record. Gene Ontology annotation, molecular function: iron ion binding; monooxygenase activity; heme binding.
GGAGCUAAGGCUUAUACAAAUCAUUAAGUAAAAGUCCAUAAAAAGGCCAAUUAGUCUGGCCAAAGUUUUUGGCAGCAAUUGACAAUAUGAGGUUGUCAUAUAUAUAGAAAACUGAAUGAAGCUCAGAGCUGAGAAGAUUCAGUCAGAAUUCGAACGUUGUGCGUGGAGCAAUUAAAUUUCGGACUGCGGAUAGGGGUUCAACGACAUGCUGGCCUGCAUCAUUUUAAUCGGCUGGCUGCUGCUGGUUUGGAUAUACUUCCUGUGGAGCCGACGAAGGUACUACAAAGCCGCCUGGCAGUUACGUGGACCAAUUGGUUGGCCCCUGAUCGGCAUGGGGUUGCAAAUGAUGAAUCCGGAGAGUAAGAGUGAAGGAUAUUCCUAAAUGCCCUCGAUAACUCAACUUUUUGCCAGCUUUUUGCAGUACACGGACGGCCUAUCACGACAGUUUAAAGCCCCCUUUAUAUCCUGGAUGGGCACAAAGUGCUUCCUCUUUGUCAACGAUCCAUACAGCGUAGAGCAGAUAUUCAACUCGACACAUUGCACGAACAAAGGCGAUUUCUACCGAUUUUUGAGUUCGGCUAUAGGUGACGGACUAUUUACAUCCAGUUCUCCGCGUUGGCACAAACAUCGUCGACUCAUUAAUCCCGCCUUUAGUCGGCAGGUCCUCAGCAACUUCCUGCCCAUCUUCAAUGCCGAGGCUGAGGUCCUUAUACAAAAGCUGGAUCUUGAAGGAGUGCAGCAUGGCAAGCGGCUUGAGAUCUAUCAAAUCCUCAAGAAAAUCGUCCUGGAAGCAGCUUGCCAGACAACGAUGGGCAAGAAAAUGAAUUUCCAGCACGAUGGAUCCAUGGCUAUAUUUGAGGCUUAUAAUGGGUUAACUGAAGUCUGUGUAAAACGAAUGCUAUCACCCUGGCUUUAUCCGGAGCUUAUAUACCGGCGCUCUCGGCUUUUUGGUCUGCAGCAAAAGGUUGUCGGCAUACUCUUUGGGUUUAUAGAGCAGCUACUCGAACCGAUUGUUUCGGUGGUGGCAGCCAAUGCUAAUCCGCAGCAACGGCCACCGGAAACGGAAUUGGAAAUGAGGAGCAAGUCCAAGGCCAUUUUUAUCGAACAGGUGCGGGAACAUGUGGAACGUGGCCAGUUGAGUUGGCAGGAUGUGAGGGAUGAGGCCAAUGUGACCAUUGCAGCAACUUUUGAAACCACGUCGACCGCUUUGUACUUCACUAUUCUCUGCCUGGCCAUGCAUCCUUGCUACCAGGAGAAGCUGCACGAGGAGCUUGUCAGGGAACUGCCACCCACUGGGGACAUAUCACUGGAGCAGCUGCAGCGACUGGAAUACACUGAAAUGGUGAUCAACGAGGCCAUGCGGCUGUUUGCUCCUGUUCCAAUGGUCAUUCGAUCGGCGGAUCAGGACAUCCAACUGCUGCGGGAUGACGGUGAGUUCCUGAUCCCUCGUGGCACCCAGAUCGGCAUAGACAUCUACAACAUGCAGCGGGACGAGAGGGUUUGGGGUCCACUUUCGCGUACCUACAAUCCGGAGGCACAUUUCGGAGUGGAUUCACCACCAAGACACGCCUUCGCCUUCGUUCCUUUCACCAAGGGACUGCGCAUGUGCAUCGGUUACCGAUAUGCCCAGAUCCUGAUGAAACUGCUGCUCUCCCGGAUAUUUCGCAGCUACCGAAUCAGCACUGAGGCCCGGCUGGAGGAGCUCCUGGUCAAGGGCACCAUCUCCCUGAAGCUACGGGACUAUCCGCUUUGUCGAGUGGAGCGAAGAUAACAGGAAGGAUUACGGUUACGCCCCUCAAGUUGUUGCUGUAAUUUUUCAAUUAAAAAUGCCAUUUUAUUGCAUUUUCUCUGCCUGGGAAAUUGAGUUUGUCUCAUCUUUGCUGUUGACCUCGUUAACGACGA